Myotis myotis is the source of this 2213-nucleotide messenger RNA. RefSeq names its product NSF attachment protein gamma (gene NAPG). The coding region runs from base 677 to 1441 and encodes 254 amino acids. NCBI's taxonomy places the organism in Eukaryota, Metazoa, Chordata, Mammalia, Chiroptera, Vespertilionidae. Gene Ontology annotation, biological process: intracellular protein transport. The record is from RefSeq and is a predicted model, not a curated record. Gene Ontology annotation, molecular function: soluble NSF attachment protein activity; syntaxin binding. The transcript has 8 exons. Gene Ontology annotation, cellular component: vacuolar membrane; SNARE complex.
AAUGUCUGUCACAACUGUCAUAUAACUAAAAUGAAUUAACUGCAUGGUGUGGAAGUAAAUUUGUGUUGAAGUUGAAAAGUCUCCUUGUAAGGCGACAGAUGUCCAAAGCAAUGUUAAUUGGGCCUACAAGGUAAAAUGUGUGUGUCAUAAAAUAGGAAUUUCUAAAAGUGAAAUUUAAGAGAGAAUAUGUUGGAGGAAACUGGGAAUCCCAAGGUUCUAGGCUUUGUAACCAGGAGAGAUGUAUCGCUAAGCUAAACAGAGCUAUGUGGGAGGUUCCCCUACUUUUGAGAAAUUUACAACAGCUUAAUGUAGUAAAAGUGUACAAGGACAUAUUUUUUACUGCCCAUGGGUUAUAGAGAGGAGAGAUUUUUGCUUGUUUUACAUAUAUCAGUUGCAAUUGAAGAGAAGACUUAAGCUGUUGCUGUUUAACUGAUUCUUCUUGAAUGAACUAUUUUGGCUAGUGUGGCUAUGCCUCUUUUUAUAUUUCUGCUUCUUAAACACAGGUUGGAAAAUAAUAUUCUGUUGUGCAACAGAACAUAUUACCUUAUGACACUGACCCUCAAAGUAUGCUGUUGAUGGCAUUCAGCAUGGAAGGUGGUUGCAAACUCAGAUGAACUCAGGGCAUAAUGGAAUGACUGAAACGGAGGAGGUGCCUGGGUGUGUAGGGCAGUAGGAAAUGGGGAGAAUUGAGGCUACAGGAGUUAAUAUUCCUCCAUCAGGACAGCUGCUGCUCAGCCCCAGCAUAUUAUGGCCGUGUGGGAAUGAGAUGCAGCAACUCCCACAGGCUGUCCAGCUGAUUGAAAAAGCCAGCAUGAUGUAUCUGGAAAAUGGCACCCCCGACACAGCAGCCAUGGCCUUGGAGCGAGCUGGAAAGCUUAUAGAAAAUGUAAAUCCAGAAAAGGCAGUACAGUUAUACCAACAGACAGCUAAUGUGUUUGAAAAUGAGGAACGUUUACGACAGGCAGUUGAAUUACUAGGAAAAGCCUCCAGACUGCUAGUACGAGGACGCAGGUUUGAUGAGGCGGCACUCUCUAUUCAGAAAGAAAAAAAUAUUUAUAAGGAAAUUGAGAAUUACCCAACUUGUUAUAAGAAAACAAUUGCUCAAGUCUUAGUUCACCUUCACAGAAAUGACUACGUGGCUGCGGAAAGAUGUGUCAGGGAGAGCUACAGCAUUCCAGGGUUCAAUGGGAGUGAAGACUGUGCUGCCCUGGAACAGCUGCUGGAGGGCUAUGACCAGCAAGACCAAGAUCAAGUGUCAGAGGUCUGCAACUCGCCCCUCUUCAAGUACAUGGACAAUGAUUAUGCUAAGCUGGGCCUGACUUUGGUGGUCCCAGGAGGAGGAAUCAAGAAGAAAGCCGCAGCAACACCGGAGGCCAAGCCUGAAGGCACCACUGCCCCUGCUGCCGAGGAGGAAGAUGAAUAUGCGGGAGGGCUGUGCUAGGCUUCGCCGAAGGGAACAUCCUCAUACGCCUUCAUGGACGUGGAACUUGUCUAAGGGUACCCACAUUUCAUUGCAGUCAUGGCUUUGAAUGCUAAUAAAGGUGAAUUUUGUUUACCACUUCCUCAAAUCACCCAUUGUACCUGCUACAUGUGAAGCACUUUUUUCUUUCUAAAUACACCAGAAGCAAUUAACAGGAGAAAGUAGUGUCACAUUUUAAUAGUUGAUUUUAAAGUUUGCAAGCCAAAUUCUAAGACAAAUUAUGUUCUAAGCAAAACAAAAGAACCAAUAGGCAUAGAUAUUCUUUUUCUUGUAAUUUAUUGUUAGAGACUUUUCUUUGCAUUUUUUUUUAAACAAUUGCUGCUAAAAUUGAAGUUUACUAAUUAAACAAAAUAAUAUUUUAAACAUUUGUUUUGUUAUAUUUUGCAAAGGAAAUUUAUCCCUCGUAAUAUUAGCUACAUUUAAAUUAUUAAGAUGAGAGAUUGGAACAGGAAGCUAUUUUGAUCUUUACAAUAUUAUUUAGUCCAAUAAAGGAUGCAUUUAAAAUCUUCUAUGUAAAUUCAAAAGUUCCUAAAGUAGCACAUGAAAGUAAUUCUGUAAAUGUCUUCAGUUCUCUGUGAAAUAUGGGUAUUUGUCCCAUCAAAAAAUCUACGUAGUGACUGUCUCCAAACCCACUUGAUUCUUGACUAAAUGAGAACUAACCUGGACCUUUUUAUGGAUUCUAACAAAGAAAUAAUGUUUCUAUCAACUUAUAUAUAUAUAUAUUUUUUUUUUU